Desarmillaria tabescens is the source of this 663-nucleotide messenger RNA. RefSeq lists its product as uncharacterized. The transcript is spliced from 7 exons. NCBI's taxonomy places the organism in Eukaryota, Fungi, Basidiomycota, Agaricomycetes, Agaricales, Physalacriaceae. Bases 32 to 598 code for a protein of 188 amino acids. The record is from RefSeq and is a predicted model, not a curated record.
CUUGUCGUUAAGCGAAAUUUGCGCUACACCGAUGGCUAUCUUUUCUUUCCUCGUUCUAGCGGCUCUCUUUGGUUCUUCGCUCGCUCAUGGAAUCGUUACUACUCCCUCACCCCGAGUAAUCGGUGACGCUAAUCUAGAAGCUUGCGGCGCUGCCGUUUACAAGGUCCUUAAAUCUGAUAAAUAUGGGCCGGUGGAAACCGCUGCUGCUAAGAUUGAUUCCGACUACAACGCCACCGCUUGCCACUUGUUCUUCUGCCGUGGCUACCAGUACGAAGACAAUGUGGCCAAUACUCGAGUGUACACCACAGGACAGGUCGUUCCCUUCGCAGUGGACAUCGAGGCCCAUCACACAGGAUACGCGAACGUUUCCGUAGUGAACCUUGCUACUCAAACGCCCAUUGCUCGCCUCUUCACAUGGCCUGUGUAUGCGAACGACACCCUUGGUCCGUCCCAAUGGCCCAAGAACGAAACUUCUUUCAACGUUACAAUCCCAGACUUAGGAGACACAUGCACCACUGCAGGUGCUUGUGCGAUUCAGUGGUGGUGGUAUGCACCAAAGCAGACGUUUGAGAGUUGUAUCGAUUUCACCACCGCUUAGUUCUCUUUCUCGUUAUGCACUUUCAUUUCACUUGGAGAAUGCCAUAUCGUUUCAGUAAUUCCCUG